CUUGCACUACAAUUUGUUACGAUGAUCAAGAACUUAUAAAGUUACUUAACAAACUUGAAAAAAACUUUUUUAAUUUAAAGCAAGCAAAAAGCUCGCCUGAAUUCAAUAAUAUUUACAUUAUAGAUGUUAGAAAUAUUUCAGAUAAUGAUAUCAAUCUUUUAAAAAAGUUUAGAGUGUCUUACAAUAGUAAAUUUUAUGAUAGGAAAAAAAAAAUUAUAAAUAGUAUUACAAAUAUUUGUGAACAUCUUAAAUAUCAACAAAUAUCAAGACAUCGAUAUAUUCUAAUAGAAAAAAGUCUUAAGCUUAUUUGUCAAGUUUUUGUCUUUAUUAAUGAUUUUAAUUUUUAUAAAGGAAAAAAGUUCAAAGACUAUUUAUCUUUUGACAAUAGGUUAAAAUAUCAAAAAUAUAAAUUUACAGUAUUAUUUUCAAAUGAAAAUUUUGCAGAAAUGAUCACUUUAAUCAAAAAAGUACUCUAUCAAGACAGGCAUUUUGAUCACUUUAAAGGAGAGACAGUAAUAAAUUCUCUUGAAUGUUUAUUCAUUGAUAUUACAUUUAUUAUUGAAAAUUUAAAAUACUAUACUGAUUAUUUAAAUGAGUAUGAAAAAAUCUAUAUGAAAUAUAUUUAA
Messenger RNA from Vairimorpha ceranae, 626 nucleotides. RefSeq lists its product as hypothetical. The transcript has a single exon. The annotation marks the transcript as partial. NCBI's taxonomy places the organism in Eukaryota, Fungi, Microsporidia, Nosematidae. The record is from RefSeq and is a predicted model, not a curated record.